AUGGCGAAGCUCCCAUCUACCAUAGCCUGGUUGCUCUUACUGAUGUCUAUCAUCAAUAAAUCAUUCUCAGCAAGAAACCUGGGAAACUCAACUCCAACCCAUCAUCACCACAAGCAUUUCAAGUUCACAUUCAUCAUGAAAAAUGUCCUCAAUUUCAAUGCCACUCAUCCCUCAUCAAAGCCUGCAACUACAACAGUCACCAGUCAGCUGCCAUUUCCAAAGCCCUUAGGCUUUUUCCCUCCUGAUGGAGGGAUCCCUUUGCCCCAAUCGGACCCCUCAGUUCCGGUCACCGGAUUGUCAACACAAACUCAAACACUUGAUGUUUCCAACAUGGGCCUGUUUUUCCCAGCUAGAGCUACUCUCCAGGAAUUGGAACUUGGCACACUCAUGACAAUUGAUGAGGACUUGUUUCAGCGUUCAGUUUAUGGUUCACAAGUUCUUGGAAAAGCGCAAGGGAUUUACGUAGCUAGUUCUGAAAAUGGAACUAGUCAUAUGAUGGCUAUGGCAGCGACUUUUGCUGAUAGUGAGUUUAAGGAUGGAUUGCGAUUUUUCGGGGUGCACCGGAACGAUGGAGCUGAGUCUCAUAUUGCUGUUAUUGGUGGCACUGGAAAGUAUGAUGGUGCAAAUGGCUAUGCAACUGUUAAAGCUGUAGAUGCAGGCUCUGGGGAUUCCAGACAAGAACAGAAAGCUAACAAGUUCCUUUUGUUCAAUGUUUAUCUCAGUUAG
Pistacia vera is the source of this 726-nucleotide messenger RNA. RefSeq names its product dirigent protein 25-like. NCBI's taxonomy places the organism in Eukaryota, Viridiplantae, Streptophyta, Magnoliopsida, Sapindales, Anacardiaceae. The coding region runs from base 1 to 726 and encodes 241 amino acids. The record is from RefSeq and is a predicted model, not a curated record. The transcript has a single exon.